Messenger RNA from Quercus lobata, 3871 nucleotides. RefSeq lists its product as uncharacterized. The record is from RefSeq and is a predicted model, not a curated record. The transcript is spliced from 12 exons. Lineage: Eukaryota; Viridiplantae; Streptophyta; Magnoliopsida; Fagales; Fagaceae. Bases 797 to 3469 code for a protein of 890 amino acids. Gene Ontology annotation, biological process: L-arabinose metabolic process. Gene Ontology annotation, molecular function: alpha-L-arabinofuranosidase activity.
CCACACAACCGCAGAAAAUGACAACAUAAAAUGACAACAUAUCCGUGGUUCUUAUCUGUCUCUCUAUUCUUUCUUUGUACAUACAUAAAAGAAAAACUCUUUCUGAUACUUUUUGUAAUUGUCUUGAAUUAUUGGUGGUAGUUAGUUUUGUGUAUUGCUUCAGUUAAUAUAUAUAUAUUCACUUUUUUACCUGACAAGAAACCAAUUCUUAGCUUGCACGACAUGGGUAUUUUUGUGGGUAUAGUUUGAAGUGAAGUCUUUGGACUUUUAUCUUGAUGACUAGUUGGUCACUUUGUGGGUGUGUACGUAUAAUAACUGGCUUCACAUGUGCUUGUGUUUUUUUUUUUACUAUUUAAGAUUUGCCGGUGAUUCCUUUUCUAUGGAGUGAAUUUGAGCUUGACGUCUGAUUUUUGGACUGUGUUGCUCUGUGGUUCACAGAAUUUUUUUGUGUUCUGGGUUAUUGAUAAAAAUGACAGCUUUCAUUCUGUUUAGUUGGAUUUGAAGUAAAAGCGUGUAGUUUUCUUACAGGGUUCAUUGAAUUGAGAGGUUUCCUAUUCUGGGUUUUGGUCCAAAGUGAAUGCUUUGAUUCUCUUUAGUUGGUUUUGAACUCAUACUGUCUGGUUUUUCCUGUUUUGAUCUUUGUUAAUGCUGAAUUCAUCCAAAUUUAAGGUUUUUGCUUUCUGGGUAUUCGAUAAAAUGUAUGAUUGAUUUCUCGUUACUUAUAUUUGAACUCGAAUUGUUUAUUUGGUCAUUUCUGGACUAAAAUUUGAGGUAUUUUUAGUCUGAGUUUAAAAAGAUGAAGGGGUUUCUGUUCUUUGAAAUGUUAGUUGUGCUAUUAAUCUCUUUGCUAUGUGGUUGUGCAAUGAGUAAGGAGUGUACAAACGUUCCUACUCAACUGUCAUCACAUAGUCUUCGACAUGAGCUCCUUUCAUCCAAUAAUGAAACAUGGAAGGAAGAGAUGUUUUCACACUACCAUUUGAUACCAACCGAUGAUUCUGCGUGGUCUAAUUUGCUACCAAGAAAGGUUUUGAGGGAAGAAGAUGAAUACAGUUGGGCAAUGAUGUAUCGGAAAAUGAAAAAUCAAGGUGGCUUUAAGUUUUCUGGAGAUUUUCUUAAGGAAGUUUCGUUGCAUGAUGUGAGAUUGGACUCAAAUUCAAUGCAUGGAAGAGCACAGCAAACAAAUUUGGAAUACCUAUUGCUGUUGGAUGAGGAUAGCUUGGUUUGGAGCUUUAGGAAGACAGCUGGAUUGCCAACACCUGGCAAUGCAUAUGGGGGCUGGGAGAAACCAGAUUGUGAGCUUCGGGGCCAUUUUGUAGGACAUUACUUGAGUGCAUCAGCACUAAUGUGGGCUAGCACUCACAAUGAUGCUCUCAAACAGAAAAUGUCAGCAGUAGUAUCCGCUUUAUCUGAAUGUCAGGAGAAAAUGGGAACAGGAUACCUUUCUGCUUUCCCGUCUGAGCAAUUUGAUCGUUUUGAAGCUAUAAAACCUGUUUGGGCUCCAUAUUACACUAUCCACAAGAUCUUAGCUGGCCUACUUGAUCAACAUACAUUUGCUGGUAAUUCUCAAGCUUUAAAAAUGGUGACAUGGAUGGUCGAUUAUUUUUACAACCGUGUUCAGAAUGUGAUAUCAAAGCACAGUUUAGAAAGGCACUAUCUGUCACUUAAUGAAGAAACUGGUGGCAUGAAUGAUGUCCUUUACAAGUUAUACGCCAUAACGGGAGAUCCAAAGCAUUUGGUGUUGGCUCACCUUUUUGACAAACCAUGCUUUCUAGGAAUACUUGCAGUAGAGGCUGAUGACAUAUCUGGUUUUCAUGCCAAUACACACAUCCCAAUUGUUAUAGGAUCUCAAAAGCGGUAUGAAAUCACGGGUGAUCCACUUUAUAAGGCAAUAGGGACGUUCUUUAUGGAAAUUGUUAACUCUUCUCACAGCUAUGCAACAGGAGGCACAUCAGUUAGUGAGUUCUGGUCAGACCCAAAGCGAUUGGCAAGCACUCUACAGACAGAGAAUGAAGAAUCAUGCACGACUUAUAACAUGCUGAAGGUCUCACGCCACCUGUUUACGUGGACCAAGGAAAUGGCAUACGCGGACUAUUAUGAGCGUGCCUUGACAAACGGUGUGCUAGGCAUUCAAAAAGGAACAGAGCCUGGAGUGAUGAUUUACAUGCUUCCACAAGGUCGUGGUGUUUCCAAGGCCAGUGGCUUCCAUGGAUGGGGAACGAAAAAUGAUUCCUUUUGGUGUUGCUAUGGUACAGGAAUUGAAUCAUUCUCAAAGCUAGGAGAUUCCAUAUAUUUUGAAGAGGAAGGAGAAGUUCCUAGUCUUUACAUCAUACAGUAUAUAACAAGCUCACUUGAUUGGAAAUCUGGACGAAUUUUGCUCAAUCAGGAAGUUGAUGCUGUUAGUUCAUGGGAUCCUUACCUCCGAGUGACAUUGACACCUACUUUGAAGGAGUCUUAUCUCCAGUCAAAAGGAAUCAUUACGUCCAAGGCUAUAACUGGCUUUUAUACUGGAUCUGAUAUGCAGGGAGCAGCCCAAUCAUCUAAUUUGAAGUUGCGGAUACCUAGUUGGACACAUACAGAUGGAGCAAAAGCAUCACUAAAUGACCAGAGUUUAAACCUACCAGCUCCAGGAAACUUCCUAUCACUCACUAGAGAUUGGAGGGUCGACGACAAAAUAACCCUUCAGCUGCCCAUUAGUUUGAGAACAGAAGCUAUUAAUGAUGACCGGCCUGAGUUUGCCUCUCUUCAGGCAAUACUUUAUGGUCCCUAUCUACUAUCAGGUCAUACCAGUGGUGACUGGGACAUCAAAACUGGGUCAGCCAAUUCUCUUUCUGACUGGAUAACUCCAAUCCCUGCUGCUUAUAAAACUUCUCUGGUUUCCUUGUCCCAAGAGUCUGGGGACACAACUUUUGUCUUAACCAAUUCAAACCAAUCGAUCACAAUGGAAAAAUUGCCUGCACCUGGCACCAAUUCUGCUGUUCAUGCCACUUUCAGACUCAUCUUAAAUUCCUCAUCCCCUGCAGAAGUUUCAACAAUGAAAGAUGCUAUUGGCAGAUCAGUCAUGCUAGAACCAUUUGAUUUUCCAGGGAUGGUUGUAGUGCAUCAAGGAAAAGAGAAAAACCUUGCAGUUGCAGACUCUUCUGGUAGUGGUGGAUUUUCUGUUUUCCGGUUGGUUGCAGGAUUGGAUGGAAGGGCUGAAACGGUGUCCUUGGAGUCGGAAAGCAACAAGGAUUGCUUUGUGUAUAGUGGUGUGGAUUAUAAUUCAGGUAAAAGCACGAAGCUCAGUUGCAAAUCAGAGUCAUCAGAUACUGAUUUUGAUAAGGCUGCUGCUAGCUUUGUGUUGAACAAGGGAAUCAGUGAAUAUCACCCUAUCAGCUUUAUGGCCAAAGGGGCAAGGAGGAAUUUUCUUCUGGCACCAUUACUGAGCUUUCAAGAUGAAUCUUAUACUAUUUACUUCAACAUUCAAUCUUAAUAAUUUAGGGAGGGCAAUGGAGGUUCAUGAUAAACCAAUUAUACAAUAAAUUUCUGUUGCCUGUUACUUCAGAUUUCUUAAUUACUUUGGAUUACACAGAUGGGCUAAGUUAAUGUUGAUUUAAGGCUCUUUAAGCCUGUCUUGGUGUAGGGAGUCUGAUAAAAAUCUCUAGAAAGUGGUAAUUGGGAAAAGGAGAUUGUAAGAUGUUAAGCUAGUGUUCUUGUGUAGUUUUACUUCCAUUCUUCAUUUUUAUAUUCAUCUCCUACAUCAAGUACUUUUCAUAAGUAUCCAUGUCAUUAAUGCAUUCAAUGUAAUUGUUAUCGAAAACAAUAUUAACUGCAUUUUUUUUAUCAUUCACGAGGAUGAUAAAAUUUCUACAAUGGAAAUAUAUUCUGGUUGGAA